Phanerochaete carnosa HHB-10118-sp is the source of this 1814-nucleotide messenger RNA. RefSeq lists its product as uncharacterized. The record is from RefSeq and is a predicted model, not a curated record. The transcript is spliced from 8 exons. NCBI's taxonomy places the organism in Eukaryota, Fungi, Basidiomycota, Agaricomycetes, Polyporales, Phanerochaetaceae. Bases 74 to 1720 code for a protein of 548 amino acids.
GCCAAUUGCAAGGCUCUAAUAGCAGCCUUCUGCUCUCCACGGUCAUUCUCUCCUCUUCCUACGACCGCGAGCGAUGAGUCUCGACCAGAAUCUGUUCACACUCAACUUUGUGCCCGGCAAGGACGAUCCUAAUGUUACGGAGCUUGUCGAUCCCGCCGAGCGACCGCAUUACCGUAAGGAGCGUGUACCGGGGAGCGUGUACCAGAUGAACGUGUAUGACCCGCUUUCGCAGUCGCUCCUGGCGUCUGCAACCGCCCCGGCCGCAACGAGCAAGCACAAGACGAUAGAGCUGCACAACCCAUCGCAUAUCGUAGAGCUCAAGCAUACAGGUACUCUGACGUUCAAAUGGAGGUUUGCAUGGGAAGAGCACGAGUUUGAGUGGCGGCGCGAAGAGUGCUUCAUUAUCCGGAAACCCGAUCCUGCCGUCCUGGUCGCGGUGACCAAGGAGCCUUCGGGACGGCUGAAAACGUCGUCGGUGCAAAUUCUGGACUACAACCUGAACAGAUUCGACAUUAAUGACCGCAAAGGGCUUGAGAUCGUCAUCCUAACUGCGCUGCUGACGUUCCAAGACUCGAACGAGGCCUACCACACGCCGUCUUCGGACCCGCCAACUCCGGCGCAGACAAGCAGCGGCCUUUCGGGGUUCUUCGGUACUGUACGGCGUGCAUCGGACACCACUCUCCAAACUCUCAGCAAACAAACUUCGGAGGUCGACGCACCGCCUCCGCUGCCACCGAAACCGGAGCCGAGGGUCGGUGUGGAAAGGAUAGCGGAGGUACACGCCAUCAGGGCAGCGCAGGGAGAGGGCGAGUCGAACGAGGUGCUCGUAGCGGAUGAGGGUACAAUUGAAGAUUAUGCCAAGUAUGCUGAAGGCUUACUCAAGGAUGAUUCGAUGCUAUUCGCUACGAUACGCUCGGCGUCGGCAAGCGAGGUGCCAAAGGUGCUGCAGGUCGUUGAGCACACGAAACGUCUUCGUCAUAAGGCUGGUCUAGACGAGGAACAGGAGCUAUAUCAAUAUGUCGUGUACGCUACUGAGAAGCCGAAAGGCCCCAAACGCAUCAACCUCGACGGUCCUGCGCCGUCAUCUCAUAAGGCAUAUACACCUCCGACCAGUCUAAGAGUACACUUAAGCAAGAUUGACAUGCCCGAGCUGAAGCCUAAACCCGACGUCACCCCCACAAAGAUGCGUUCGCCGACUCAAAACCCUCCUCCUGUGCCGCCGCGGGUGGCAGAGGAGGAGAGGCUGGCUAAGUCGUCAAAGCAGAGCAAGCGAGAGGAGCGGGAACGGGAGAAGGAAAGGGAGCGAGAGAGAUUGCGGGAGCUAGAGCGGGAGAAGGCGCAGAAGAAGGCUGAGAAAGAAGCGCAGAAAAGGGCGGAGAAGGAUGCGAAGAAGAAUAAGAAGGCCUCGUCGUCCAAUCCCGAGGUGAACAGGUUGACGAGACCUCAUCCGACUGUUGUCACUUCUCCUAGCCCUGCCUCGGCCUCGCCUUAUUCAUACGGCCCUCCCCUCUCUGGACCAUUUCAUCAUGCGCCACCGCCGAGACCUGCGUCGGCAUUCUAUGGAGGCUCCAGCUUCUCGUCACAAAUGCCGCCUCCACCUCACCAUCCCGCUACCCUGCCACCCCGACCGUCUAGCUUCUAUGGCCCCGGCACUUUCAUGAAUCCCUAUCCUGGACAGAACACUUCCACCCCUGGCUUCCGUCCUUUUUUGCAACCUUAAACCAUUCGGGCUAUUUGCCGUGCUAUUAUUGUGUCAGCCGCUACCGCAUCUUGCAUAUGUGUAACUUAUUCUUAGAUAAGGUAUGUGAAAACGG